Messenger RNA from Microcebus murinus (gray mouse lemur), 1530 nucleotides. RefSeq names its product ECRG4 augurin precursor (gene ECRG4). Gene Ontology annotation, biological process: regulation of cell population proliferation; G1 to G0 transition; anaphase-promoting complex-dependent catabolic process. Lineage: Eukaryota; Metazoa; Chordata; Mammalia; Primates; Cheirogaleidae. The record is from RefSeq and is a predicted model, not a curated record.
CGCGGGAGUGCGAGCUCCGUGGCACUCGCCUGGCCUGCAGCCCAUUGGCCCGACGCCCACCCGCCGGGUCCCGCCCCAGCUGCGACGGAGGAAUAACUCCCCGCAGCAGUGCCUGCCCGCCUGCGCCCCUCUCCCGCGCUCAGUCCCCCUGCAGCCGCUCGCUGUGCGCCCCGUCGCCCUCCUGCCCACCUGCCGUCACCAUGGCCGCCUCCUCCGCUCGGCCCGCAGUCCUGGCGCUGACCGGGCUGGCGCUGCUCCUGCUGCUGUGCUUGGGCCCAGGUGGCAUAAGUGGAAAUAAACUCAAGCUAAUGCUUCAAAAACGAGAAGCACCUGCUCCAGCCAAGACUAAAGUGGCUAUGGAUGAGAACAAAGCCAAGGAAUUCCUCGGCAGCCUGAAGCGCCAGAAGCGGCAGCUGUGGGACCGGACCCGGCCCGAGGUGCAGCAGUGGUACCAGCAGUUCCUCUACAUGGGCUUCGACGAAGCGAAAUUUGAAGAUGACAUCACCUAUUGGCUUAACAGAGAUCGAAAUGGACACGAGUACUACGGUGAUUACUACCAACGUCACUAUGAUGAAGACUCUGCAAUUGGUCCCCGGAGCCCCUACUCCUUUAGGCACGGAGCCAGCGUCAACUACGAUGACUACUAAUUAUGACAUACCACACAGAGCACUAGAAACCAACAGUGAUUUUCCUCAUGUAUCUCCUAAUGGCUUACACUACUUGGUUUCUGUUUUGCUCUAUUUCAGAUCUUUUCCACCUACCUUGUGUGACCAGAGUGUUAAAACAAGGUAUAUAAAUGCCUUUUGAUAUUUCAUAUGAUAUUUCAUAUCAUACAGGUAUCUAACAAUGCAUCUCAGUAAGAAAUAGAAAUAAAGCAUUUUGUUAAAAAUAAACAUCUCAGAAUUCAUUUGGGUGCAAAUUAAGCUGGCGACAUUUCUCAUUCCCUUGGUGUUCUGAAGCUGCAUCUGAGAGGCCUCACUCCACUGUCGUCCCGAUAGUUUUCACCACCAUCUGGGAAGAACGGGGGGGGGGGGGGGGGGGAGGGGGGCUGAGCAGGAGGUCUUCAGUUUGUUAAAAUGCAGUGUACGCCAAAUGCACGACAUGAAAUCAGCAAGAAGAUCUAGUUGCAAAUGAUGUGUGGUUACAGAACGUGGUUUGGAGGAUUUGAAUCAUUCGACAGGGGUUCAAGGGCUUUCUGGGUUCCAGGCCCUGAGCUAGGGCUGGAGCUGUGUAAUACUGUCAUCUGGGAAAUAAGUGGCAAUAGAAAAGAUCCUGGAGUUUGUUGAUUUCAGAGCUACACUAUUCUAAAAAAUAAGACCUUGUUCAAUGAAUUCAAGAAAUAUUUAAGAAUAUACUUUGCAUUGUAUUUAAACAGCCUGAGUGAAGGAGAGAAAGAGAAGAGUGGUGUUGGGUGGGUAGAGGGAGGGGUGCAGGAGGGAGAAGGAAGUGGGAGGUUCUUGCAAGGUCUGCACAGUUGCCAAUAGGAGAGGUCUGUCACGGCCCAUGCACCUGCAAAGCUGCAAGGGGCAA